Messenger RNA from Drosophila mojavensis, 925 nucleotides. RefSeq names its product 40S ribosomal protein S23 (gene RpS23). Gene Ontology annotation, cellular component: cytosolic small ribosomal subunit; ribosome. Gene Ontology annotation, molecular function: structural constituent of ribosome. Gene Ontology annotation, biological process: translation. The transcript is spliced from 3 exons. Lineage: Eukaryota; Metazoa; Arthropoda; Insecta; Diptera; Drosophilidae. Bases 92 to 523 code for a protein of 143 amino acids. The record is from RefSeq and is a predicted model, not a curated record.
AAUCAGCUCUACAAACAUUGCCGCGAAGAAGAGGAAUUGAGCUCUUCCUCUUUCUUUUAUUUCCGCCAUUGCCUGAGAUAGUUGGAAAAAUAUGGGCAAGCCUAGAGGUCUGCGCACUGCCAGAAAGCAUGUGAACCACCGUCGCGACCAGCGUUGGGCCGACAAGGACUACAAGAAGGCUCACUUGGGCACCAGAUGGAAGGCCAAUCCCUUCGGUGGUGCAUCCCACGCCAAAGGCAUUGUCCUUGAGAAGGUUGGUGUUGAAGCCAAACAGCCCAACUCUGCCAUCCGCAAGUGCGUGAGGGUUCAGCUGAUCAAGAACGGCAAGAAGAUUACCGCAUUCGUGCCCCGUGACGGUAGCUUGAACUACAUUGAGGAGAACGACGAGGUUUUGGUUGCCGGUUUCGGUCGUAAGGGCCACGCUGUCGGUGAUAUUCCCGGUGUCCGUUUCAAGGUCGUCAAAGUUGCCAACGUUUCCCUGUUGGCACUUUACAAGGAAAAGAAGGAGCGCCCAAGAUCUUAGAUGAUGAUACAUCUAUCAGUUUCCAGAGUUAGGGUUUAACAAAUCUAAAUAAACAAAACAAAAAAAAAACAACAAAACUGAAAUCUUUGUAUUCGACUCCUUUGCAGAUUGAUUAAUGAAAUAUCUGCUUACAGUGGAAGGAAAUGAAGAUUAACUUCUAGGAACGUGGAAUCUAGCCCGGGUAUCUUAGCUGCAUAGAGCAAAGAAUAGCUUAGCCAGAAGGCAGGCUCUGACGGCGCUACACUUUCCUCUUUCAUUUUGGGACAUAAUUCAUAGUUUGUUUUGAUACAAUGUUGAGCAUUUAAUAUUUGUAUUUUGUAUUUUCAGUUGGUCUUAUAUGUGUAUUUAAAUGCCUAGAGCCUUAUGAACUACCAGUAUGGAUUAAAGUCAGCCUGUGCCAGA